This is a messenger RNA of Penicillium chermesinum, 1404 nucleotides long. Its product is annotated as mitochondrial processing peptidase. The record is from RefSeq and is a predicted model, not a curated record. The transcript is spliced from 6 exons. Gene Ontology annotation, cellular component: mitochondrion. Lineage: Eukaryota; Fungi; Ascomycota; Eurotiomycetes; Eurotiales; Aspergillaceae. Bases 1 to 1404 code for a protein of 467 amino acids. Gene Ontology annotation, molecular function: metal ion binding; metalloendopeptidase activity.
AUGGCUUCUCGGCGCCUAGCUUUCAACCUCAACCAGGCUCUCCGGACCCGUGCGGCCCUGAAGUCCAUCCAGCCCGUGAAGCGAGGCUUUGCGUCGCCGGUUGCGCUGCCGUCUACCACCCAGUCCACCACCCUCUCCAACGGCUUCACGAUUGCCACUGAGCAUUCACCAUGGGCCCAGACCUCCACCGUCGGUGUCUGGAUCGAUGCCGGUAGCCGGUCAGAGACUGACAAGACCAACGGAACUGCCCACUUCCUUGAGCACCUUGCCUUCAAGGGCACUGGCAAGCGCUCGCAGCACCAAUUGGAGCUCGAGAUUGAGAACAUGGGUGCUCACCUCAACGCUUACACCUCGCGCGAGAACACCGUCUACUAUGCCAAGUCCUUCAAUGCCGAUGUCCCCAAGGCCGUCGACAUCCUCUCCGAUAUCCUCCAGAACUCCAAGCUCGAGCCCGCCGCUAUUGAGCGUGAGCGUGAUGUGAUCCUGCGCGAACAGGAGGAGGUUGACAAGCAGCUCGAGGAGGUCGUCUUCGACCACUUGCACGCCACUGCCUACCAGGGCCAGCCCCUUGGUCGCACCAUCCUCGGCCCCAAGGAGAACAUCCAGACCAUCUCUCGCGACAACCUGACCGACUACAUCAAGACCAACUACACCGCUGACCGCAUGCUUGUUCGCCUCGCUGAGGAGCACUUCGGUGGCCUCCCCAACCGUGCCCCUACCUCCGCCGCCCAGGCCCUCACUGCCGAGAUGAAGCGCACCCCCGAGUUCAUCGGUUCUGAGGUCCGUCUCCGCGAUGACACCAUCCCCUCCGCUCACAUCGCCCUUGCCGUUGAGGGUGUCAGCUGGAAGGAUGAUGACUACUUCACUGCGCUGGUCACCCAGGCUAUCGUCGGUAACUGGGACCGUGCCAUGGGCCAGUCUCCCUUCCUCGGAAGCAAGCUCAGCUCUCACGUUAGCAAGCACCACCUUGCCAACAGCUUCAUGAGCUUCUCCACCAGCUACAGCGACACUGGUCUCUGGGGUAUUUACCUUGUCUCCGAGAACCUCACUCAGCUCGAUGACCUGAUCCACUUCACUCUCCGUGAGUGGACUCGCCUGACUAACAACGUUACCUCCGCUGAGGUUGAACGUGCCAAGGCCCAGCUGAAGGCUUCCAUUCUGCUCAGCUUGGAUGGUACCACUGCUAUUGCCGAGGACAUUGGCCGUCAAAUCAUCACUACUGGCCGUCGUCUCAGCCCUGAGGAUGUUGAGCGUGCCGUUGGUCAGAUCACCGAGAAGGAUGUCAUGGACUUCGCUACCCGCAAGCUGUGGGACCAGGACCUUGCCAUGAGUGCUGUCGGUAGCAUUGAGGGCAUCCUCGACUACCAGCGCAUCCGCAACGACAUGACCCGCAUGCUGUCCUAA